AUGCACUCUGCUUUUAUCCUCCUCGCGGGUCUGGCUGCCACUGUUUCCGCGCAGACGACCGAAGUCCAAGUCUUCAACGCCGGCCCUACAACCCUUCCUCUGCACGCCGUCGAGGCCAGCAUCGUCGAUGCCAAUGCCGUCGCCACCACUCUCGCCAUAAGCCCUUUCACCAUCACCCAGGGCCCAUCCACCUACACCGUGAGCGCAGUCUACUCAGCCUCGGCGGGUGGAGUCGAGGAAACCUACACUGUCGUACAAGACUGCGACAUCACCUCCUCCACCCAGUUGGCCGUAUGCUCAAUGUCCGCCAGGGUGGAGGUCUCGGCACUCGGAGCAAAAACCUUCACCACAUCCUCGGCGACGCUUACCUUUUCCUCCCAUGACAUUUGGUAUACGCCUAUUGUGGUGACUGCUGGCGUGGAGAAGUUGACGGCGUCUAAAGCGACGCAGACGCCUGCGAGUGAUGCCGGUGUGAACGCUGCCGCUGUGAACGCUGCUUCGGGGAAUAUGGGACUCGGUCAGGCUGCUGCUGCGGCUGUCGCUGCCGCUGCACUGGGGCUUUUGUAG
Aspergillus thermomutatus is the source of this 567-nucleotide messenger RNA. RefSeq names its product putative GPI anchored cell wall protein. The transcript has 2 exons. Bases 1 to 567 code for a protein of 188 amino acids. Lineage: Eukaryota; Fungi; Ascomycota; Eurotiomycetes; Eurotiales; Aspergillaceae. The record is from RefSeq and is a predicted model, not a curated record.